This is a messenger RNA of Cuscuta campestris, 1469 nucleotides long. Lineage: Eukaryota; Viridiplantae; Streptophyta; Magnoliopsida; Solanales; Convolvulaceae. The record is from the annotation of a GenBank genome assembly.
GUUUUGAUAAUUGCCAAACCGCCGUGGAUAUAAAGAGUUUCGUUGAAUAACUCAAGGCGUGAAGAAUGGCUUGGAACAAGACCUAAAAGACUCAAGGACAAGAUCAAGAAUUGAAGACUUAGUCGAGUUGGUCUUUUGUGAUCAAAACCGACAAUAUAUUCAAGUCUCGGUUUAGGUGAAGGACAAUCGACCACAAGGCCUCCGUUGUUUGACGGAACAAACUACACCUAUUGGAAGGAGCGGAUGAAGAUUUACAUCCAAUCCACCAACUUUCUCCUUUGGAGAAUUAUCAUGAAUGCUGAAGACGUGCCAAUGAAGAAGGUCGGGGAAACCAACGUUCCUAAGACCGAGAAUGAGUAUGAUGCACAAGACAUCAAGAAAGUGGAAAACAAUGCCAAGGCCAUCAAUAUCAUCUAUUGUGCCGUAAACCCGGAUGACUACCGGAAGAUCUCUUGUUGUACCACCGCGAAGGAAAUGUGGGACAAACUAGAAAUCACCUACGAAGGUAUGGAUCAAGUCCGAGAAGCUAAAAUUGAUUUUCUAACCCAUGAAUAUGAAUUGUUUCGUAUGAAGGAGAAUGAGAAAAUCGAUGAGAUGUUUGAACGAUUCUCCAAAAUCAUCAAUGAUCUCCAUGCUCUCAAGAAGACGUACACGGACAAGGAGCUUGUGAGAAAAAUCCUGCGAAGUCUCAUACCGGAGUGGCGGUCCAAAGCCGAUGCCAUCCAAGAGUCUAUUGGUAUCACCAACUUCACCAUUGACGGGCUUAGAGGUAACCUCAAAACCUAUGAGUCUACCAUUUUACUCCCUUCUUUAGGUGAACAAAAGAAGAAGGGGAUUGCACUCAAGGCUUCCUCAAGCCAAGAACCUGCCAUGGAGGAAUUAAGCGAUGAAGACAACGAGUUCGGGCUCGUCAUCAAAAAAUUGCACAAGUUCAUGUGCAAGGAAUAUGAACGAAAGGGUAAAAAGCAAGGAGGACCACCCAAGUGCUAUGGGUGUGGAGAAGUUGGGCAUAUCAAGCCAAAAUGCCCAAAUGCCAAAAACGAGAAGGAGAAGAAACCGUUCAAGAAGCACCGAGCUUACAUCUCGUGGGGAGGUGAUUCCGGCGACGAAUCAUCGGAAGGUGAAGAAAUUGAAAGCGCCAACCUUUGUCUCAUGGCACACGAGGAACCAUCGGAAGAUGUUUUGAUAAUUGCCAAACCGCCGUGGAUAUAAAGAGUUUCGUUGAAUAACUCAAGGCGUGAAGAAUGGCUUGGAACAAGACCUAAAAGACUCAAGGACAAGAUCAAGAAUUGAAGACUUAGUCGAGUUGGUCUUUUGUGAUCAAAACCGACAAUAUAUUCAAGUCUCGGUUCUCAAAAGUCAAAACAAUUUUUACAAUCCAUAAAUUAUUUUUUUGUGCAUCAAAACAAACAUUUUUGAUGAUUUUUUAUUGUUAAAAUCCCUGGUCCUUGCUCAGAACCAAAACCACC